Molecule: messenger RNA, 1104 nt
Organism: Symphalangus syndactylus (siamang)
Lineage: Eukaryota; Metazoa; Chordata; Mammalia; Primates; Hylobatidae
Product: vesicle transport through interaction with t-SNAREs homolog 1B-like
Biological process (GO): Golgi to vacuole transport; macroautophagy; retrograde transport, endosome to Golgi
Cellular component (GO): Golgi apparatus; ER to Golgi transport vesicle membrane; endoplasmic reticulum membrane
Molecular function (GO): SNARE binding; SNAP receptor activity
Source: RefSeq, a predicted model, not a curated record
CCUGACGCGGCCCCGGAAGAGCCUCGUCCUGGGCGGCGGUGGUACGGCGGUCGCCGUUAUGGCCACUGGGCUGGGCGGCUGACCGCCGGGCUAGGGGAGGGCCCAGGGCCCCGAAUCUCGGUGGCCGCUGCUUGAGCGCGACCUGCGCCAUGGCCUUCUCCGCUGCCUCCUCGGAGCAUUUCGAGAAGCUGCACGAGAUCUUCCGCGGCCUCCAUGAAGACCUACAAGGGGUGCCCGAGCGGCUGCUAGGGACGGCGGAGACCGAAGAGAAGAAGAAAUUGAUCAGGGAUUUUGAUGAAAAGCAACAGGAAGCAAAUGAAACGCUGGCAGAGAUGGAAGAGGAGCUACGUUAUGCACCCCUGUCUUUCCGAAACCCCAUAAUAUCUAAGCUUCGAAACUACCGGAAGGACCUUGCUAAACUCCAUCGGGAGGUGAGAAGCACACCUUUGACAGCCACAACUGGAGGCCGAGGAGACAUGAAAUAUGGCAUAUAUGCUGUAGAGAAUGAGCAUAUGAAUCGGCUACAGUCUCAAAGGGCAAUGCUUCUGCAAGGGACUGGAAGCCUGAACCGGGCCACCCAAAGUAUUGAACGUUCUCAUCGGAUUGCCACAGAGACUGACCAGAUUGGCUCAGAAAUCAUAGAAGAGCUGGGGGAACAACGAGACCAGUUAGAACGUACCAAGAGUAGACUGGUAAACACAAGUGAAAGCUUGAGCAAAAGUCGAAAGAUUCUCCGUUCAGUGUCCAGAAAAGUGACGACCAACAAGCUGCUGCUUUCCAUUAUCAUCUUACCGGAGCUCGCCAUCCCGGAAGGCCUGGUUUACUACAAAUUCGUUCGCAGCCAUUGAACUUCUAUAGGGAAGGGUUUGUGGACCAGAACUUUGACCUUGUGAAUCCAUGAUGUUAGGGAUGUGGAUAGAAUAAGCAUAUUCCUGCUGUGGGCUAACAGUUCAGGGAUGCACUGUAUAGCCAGACUGUGGGAGGAGGGAGGAAAGAUGGAAAACCACUUAAAUGUGAAGGAACAGCAACAAGACCAGUAUGAUAUACCAAGGUAAUAAAUGCUGUUUAUGACUUCUUUAAAAAUAAAAAUAAAAAUAAGAAUAA